Messenger RNA from Lathyrus sativus (Indian pea), 216 nucleotides. Lineage: Eukaryota; Viridiplantae; Streptophyta; Magnoliopsida; Fabales; Fabaceae. The record is from the annotation of a GenBank genome assembly.
AUGAGACCUUCUUUUGUUGGAUUCAUCAGAAUACUUGUCCUUGUUUUUGUUUCUGUUUGCUGUUGCAGCUCUUGUACCGAUGGAAGUACUAAAGCGCAGAGAACUUUAGCAAUCAUAAAGCCGGAUGGGUUGCUCGGUAACUACACAGAUGAUAUCAAGAGAACAAUUUCAGAAAUAUGGUUUCAGCAUUGUCAAGGAACGGAUUGUUCAACUUGA